Bursaphelenchus xylophilus (pine wood nematode) is the source of this 2557-nucleotide messenger RNA. The record is from the annotation of a GenBank genome assembly. Lineage: Eukaryota; Metazoa; Nematoda; Chromadorea; Rhabditida; Aphelenchoididae.
AUGUGGAAUGACGCACCCACGAACAAUGUGGUCUACAUGGACGAGCAGACCCUUCGUAAGACGUCCAUGGCAACGGUCGAAAAGUUUACAACCUUCCCGAAACAGAAGCGCUUCGUUUUUUGGUAAGUUUUUUGAUAGCAGCUUUAGUUUUUACCACGGUGACAUGUUAUACGAUGAAAAAGUUUCAAGUGAUAGCUAAAAUUUGCUCAUCCCAACAAUUUUCAGGCACAAAACCCGUCUUCUAGUAUUGGCUUUGGUCACCGUCGCUCUAACAAUAUGCGUUUCAAAUGCGAUGAUUUUCAAUUUCACCGUAAUCUGCAUGAAUAACGAUGCUGCCAGUGGAAAUGACAGUUUUCUUGUUGGUAAGCAAUUAAAAAAAUUGCUGAAAACUCACUUCGCGUAUUUUACAAUCUUCAGUUUAAUUGACCGACUCUUUAGGGCUUGUAAAACACUUUUUUUUGGUCAAGCAUAAUAUAAUUUUAGCCAAAAGAGAACGGUAAUUAAUUUGUUCCAGAAGCAGUUCCAAUGUUCUCAGACGCCGAGCGGAGUUGGCUACUCUCUAUGGUGGCCGUGGGCACAAUUCUUGGCACCCUACCCAUCACUUAUAUUGUGUCCAAAAUUGGUAUUCGGUAAGUCAAACCACACCUCCAAAAUUCCUGUUCAGUCAAAUGUUCACUCUCUACGGCCUCAUCUCCGCGUUUUCGGUCUUGAUUUUCCCGUUGGCCGUUAGUUUCGGCUAUUGGCCGACGCUUUUUAUCCGGAUGGUACAAGGUGUUGCGCUAACUGCCUCGUGGUCUGUAUUCGGCGCGGUGAUUGCGGAAUGGGCCGAACUCAAAAGGAGUGGAACAGCGGUUGCGUAUCUUUCAUGCCAUCUUCAGCUGGCUCCAAUGCUCACCACGCCAGUUUCAGCCGAACUGUGCGAAAGUUCGGCCGGAUGGAGCUGGGCCUACUACCUACACGGAAUCUUUACGAUUCUUGUUUUUGCAGUGUUUUAUUGGUUUUACCGAGAUUCUCCGGCUCUACAUCCGUAAGUUUGGGUUUGACGACAUUUUAUACGAAAGAGGUAUUUUUCGUAUAAAAUGUCACUCUGAUGAUUAUUCGAUUUUUUGUUGUAACAAGGUGUGAAUUAGUACAAGAAGUAGUGAAAGACUUGAUAUACGACUUUCAGCAAUGUUUCCGACAAAGAAUUGAAAAUAAUCCAGGAGGGAAAAGUGGUUCGAAUCCACGAAGCCGGCCAAUUCGAGCCAGUCCCAUACAAAGCGAUAUUCACUGAUAAAUGCACUCUCGGAAUUAUGGGCACCGCCUUGAGCAAUAUUAUUGCUUUCAGACUCUUCUUCCAGUAUGGCCCCAUCUAUCUGAAUGAGGUAAAGUAAUAUCCUUUCAAAUAAAUUAAUUUUUAAUGGGUUUUAAAAAUCUUUUGGGGUGUAAAAUUCUCUCAAUACUCCAAAAAUUAUGACUAGAGUUGAAUGAGACGUAUUUUACAAUUUCAAUUUCCAGAUUCUCCAUUUUGAUGUCCAAGGAACGGGUUUCGCGGCCGCCCUGCCAUUCCUGUUGUCGCUGCUUGGCAAAUUUGUUGGUGGGCCCAUCAGUGACACCCUACCCGGCCUCACCGACAAGCAACGUGUUAUCGCGUUCGCCUCGUUCUCUCAGUUCUUGUUGGCCGCGGCUUACUUUGGAUUGGCUUUUAUGCCCGAAGGCGCCGUUGGACUAGGCCAAUUUUGUUACACCGCAGUCAUUGCGCUGAGUGGAUUGGACACUGUCAGUGUGCUAAAGAGCUUACAGUUGGUAAGGAACAAGUUUGAGAAUAUUUUGUGGUCGGAGACAUUGUAUACGAUAAAAGAUGUUUUUAGGAAGUUUUGAGUUUUUAUCGUAUAAAAUGUCAUCUAAAUGUAAACUGCAAGUAACACAAGUAUUGAUUUGUGAUUUAGAGGUAAUUCACACUAUUAUUUGUUCGAGACGUUUUAUACGAGCAAAUUUUUGGGGACUUUUGAAUUUCAUCGUAUAAAAUGUCAUGUUAGUGGAAAAUGCAUAGAUAAACAAUAUCUGAAAAAAAUGAAGUAUCGUUUUAGACCUCAGGUCGUUUUGUCCAUGUUUUAAUGUCCGUCAACUCACUGAACGAAAGUUUGACACUUUUUGGACUGGCUGCAGCCGUUUCAAUCUUUGUGCCGACGAGUACCAGUGAAGAAGUAAGUAAAUUCUACUUGGUUUGGUCAGAUGAAAGAGUAGACCGUAUUUUUGUAUAUUUUCUGACCCAAGCUUUGAAAAUAAAAUACGUAAUUUCCAGUGGUCUCGAGUGUUCAUUUUCAUGGGUGCGAUGAUGACCAUUUUUACCAUUAUUUUCAACUGCACAACUGAAGUCACUCCUCGUUCAUGGGCCGCACAGACCUCCGACAUUAGCCAAGAACUCAAUUUCGAAUUCCCAGCCGAACGCUUGGCCAAUCUCCAACAAAUUGAGAGAGUCAUCAACGAUCGCCGAAUGUCGAUUAAAAAUCAUAAAAGCAGCUUGCCAAGGGAAAACAGAAAGAUUUCCAUCUUGUCUUUGACAAGAGUCCGAUGA